AUCCAUUUCUCUGUCGCCUGCAUUCCCCCUCGCAGCGUCUUUCUCUCACAUCACAAUGUUUUCGUCGAGAUUAUCACGGAAUGUUUUGCCGCGUGCUGCUGCGGCGGCGCGACGCACACCCGCAUUCAGGGCUCCGCCCAUGUUUGCGCGAGGAUAUGCAGAGGGCGGCCAAGAGAAGGUCAAGGGCUCAGUCAUUGGUAUUGAUUUGGGAACUACCAACUCUGCCGUUGCCGUCAUGGAGGGCAAAGUCCCCCGCAUCAUUGAGAACUCGGAGGGUGGCCGCACAACCCCAUCUGUCGUUGGUUUCACAAAGGAGGGUGAGCGUCUAGUCGGUAUUGCCGCCAAGCGCCAGGCAGUCGUCAACCCAGAAAACACUCUCUUCGCCACCAAGCGUCUCAUCGGCCGAAAGUUCACCGAUGCUGAGGUCCAGCGCGAUAUCCAGCAAGUUCCAUACAAGAUCGUCCAGCACACCAACGGUGAUGCCUGGCUCGAGGCCCAGGGACAAAAGUACUCUCCUUCGCAGGUUGGUGGUUUCGUCCUUGGAAAGAUGAAGGAGACUGCCGAGUCCUACAUGGGCAAGAAUGUCAAGAACGCCGUCGUCACCGUCCCCGCCUACUUCAACGACUCCCAGCGUCAAGCCACCAAGGACGCCGGUCAAAUCGCUGGUCUCAACGUUCUCCGUGUCGUCAACGAACCCACUGCUGCUGCUCUCGCCUACGGUCUUGACAAGGCCACCGACAACGUCGUAGCUGUCUACGAUUUGGGUGGUGGUACUUUCGAUAUCUCCAUUCUUGAGAUUCAGGCCGGUGUCUUCGAGGUCAAGUCUACCAACGGUGACACUCACCUUGGAGGUGAGGACUUUGAUAUUACCCUCGUCCGCCACCUUGUCGACCAGUUCAAGAAGGAGCAGGGUAUCGACCUGAACAGCGACCGCAUGGCCAUUCAGCGUAUCCGUGAGGCUGCCGAGAAGGCCAAGAUUGAGCUUUCUUCUUCCUCGCAAACCGACAUCAACCUGCCUUUCAUCACUGCCGACGCUUCCGGCCCCAAGCACAUCAACACCAAGCUCAGCCGUGCUCAGCUUGAGAAGAUGAUGGACCCUCUGAUCAGCCGCACUGUCGAGCCCGUCCGCAAGGCUCUGAAGGAUGCUAACUUGAAGGCCACCGACAUCUCCGAGGUCAUCCUCGUUGGUGGUAUGACCCGUAUGCCCAAGGUCACCGAAUCCGUCAAGAGCAUCUUCGGCCGUGACCCCGCCAAGUCGGUUAACCCCGAUGAGGCUGUCGCCAUCGGUGCCGCUAUCCAGGGUGCUGUCCUUGCUGGUGAGGUUACCGACCUUCUUCUGCUCGAUGUUACCCCUCUUUCUCUCGGUAUUGAGACUCUCGGCGGUGUCUUCACUCGUCUGAUCAACCGUAACACUACCAUCCCCACCAAGAAGUCCCAGGUCUUCUCUACUGCGGCCGAUUUCCAGAGCGCCGUCGAGAUCAAGGUUUACCAGGGUGAGCGUGAGCUCGUCCGUGACAACAAGCUCCUAGGCAACUUCCAGCUUGUUGGCAUUCCACCAGCCCACCGUGGUGUACCUCAGAUCGAAGUUACCUUCGAUAUCGAUGCUGACUCUAUUGUCCACGUUCACGCAAAGGACAAGUCCACCAACAAGGACCAGUCCAUCACCAUCGCCUCUGGAUCUGGUCUCUCUGAGACCGAGAUCGAGAACAUGGUCAAGGACUCUGAGCAGUACGCUGAGCAAGACAAGGAGCGCAAGAACGCUAUCGAGGCUGCCAACCGUGCCGACAGCGUUGUCAACGACACUGAGAAGGCCCUCAAGGAAUUCGAGGACCGCCUCGACAAGGCUGAGGCUGAGAAGAUCAAGGAGAAGAUCACCUCUAUGCGUGAGUUCAUCUCCCAGAGCCAGUCUGGUGAGGGUUCCGCCACCGCCGCCGAGAUCAAGGAGAAGACCGAUGAGCUCCAGAACGCCUCUUUGAGCCUCUUCGACCAGAUGCACAAGGCCCGCUCUGAGAGCCAAAACCAGAGCGAGCAGCCUCAGCAGCCUGGUGAGGGUGAGGGCGACAAGAAGCAGUAAAUGCUUAGUUGUUGACUCUCCAUUCUGUCUUUUUCUACUAGUCACUUUAUAACGUCAAAAGUUGGCGUCUUGCAUCCGGUCACGGUCGGUUAGGUUGAGUCUACUCCUAGACUUGUACAUGUCCCGCUACGUGUUGAGCAUUCUGUAUCAUAUUCCUCCGACGAUUUCUCUUCUCCCUUUAGCGUUUGUUCUAUUACCCUUUACGAAUCCUUGGAUCAUGUCGGAGUAACGAAAGAGUGAUAUCCUUUGGCGAAAACGAGAUGAUGUGGGAAGGACUGUGUAAUUUAUGGCGAAGCCAAUGAGUGUACCAUAACCUAGAGAUGCGAGAUGGUAACGCUCAGCUUACUUCUCCGCUCUACAAUCAAUGAUUGAAAUGUUUAAA
Pyrenophora tritici-repentis Pt-1C-BFP is the source of this 2456-nucleotide messenger RNA. Its product is annotated as HSP70 multi-domain protein. Gene Ontology annotation, cellular component: mitochondrion; cytoplasm. Gene Ontology annotation, molecular function: ATP binding; ATP-dependent protein folding chaperone. The record is from RefSeq and is a predicted model, not a curated record. Gene Ontology annotation, biological process: protein folding. NCBI's taxonomy places the organism in Eukaryota, Fungi, Ascomycota, Dothideomycetes, Pleosporales, Pleosporaceae.